AUGUCUCUAACGUUAGCUCACCCAUCAUCAUGUCUUCUUUUCAUCGUCCUUCUCUUUUCCGGUCAUCCCUCCGCUGAUGCAACUUUCAUUCCCGGCAUCAGAAACGCGGCGGCGCGCAUGUUGAACCGAGCGAGGAAAGCAAAACAGGCAAGAGAGUUUCUAUACACACACAACAUAGCUCGUGCGGCUUCAGGCGUGCCACCUCUUCGAUGGGACAAAGGUCUAGCUCGAUUCGCUGAUAAAUGGGCCAAACAACGUAAAUCCGAUUGCAGUAUGUUACAUUCCGGUGGACCUUACGGCGAGAACAUUUUCUGGUACCGGGAAAAUAGUAUGUGGUCGCUUGGAAAAGUGGUGAAGAGAUGGUCUGAGGAAAGGUUUAACUACGACUCGAAAACAAAUACAUGUGCAUCGGGCAAGAUGUGCGGCCAUUACACGCAGAUCGUGUGGCGUUCCACGACAGCCGUUGGAUGCGCACGUGCGAAGUGUAGUAACAAUCGUGGGUAUCUUGUAGUGUGUGAAUAUAAUCCAAUUGGAAAUUACGAAGGUGAAAGCCCUUUCGAUCGGAUACAAUAA
Microthlaspi erraticum is the source of this 573-nucleotide messenger RNA. NCBI's taxonomy places the organism in Eukaryota, Viridiplantae, Streptophyta, Magnoliopsida, Brassicales, Brassicaceae. The record is from the annotation of a GenBank genome assembly.